CUUUUUCUUUUAUUAAUACAUGGUUAACAUUAUACGUUAUAGGAUCACGUGACGCAUUCACUGAUCUGUUCCUUCUUUUCGGUCCCAAGGAUCAGCCAAUAAAGAUGUCCGACAUUGACUGUCUGAAUGCCCGAGUGGAGAAGCUGCUGUGUGAAGCGGUGCAGGAGGUUCUGGAGGUGGUGAAGGAGACGGUGUCAGAGUACCAGGAGAAAACUGCCAGAACACAGAGAGAGAACCAGAGUCUGAAGAGAAAGCUGCAGGAGCUCCAGGAGAAGUUACACCUGGAAAGCAAUGGAACAGUGGCACAACUUUCCCAUAGGCCUCUGAUCGAGCAGAGACAGAAAGAGAAGUUGGGAGAGGACUUUGAACUCAUCACAUCUGAUAAGGACAUUGCUGUAAUCUCUCCUUCGUAUUCCUUUGAAGACAUUGACAGUGAAGCAUCCAUCACAUCGUUCGCCGCUCCAUGUCUCUCCCCUGGAGCCAAGACACACACACAUUUAGGUGGUGACGACCUGAACAAUUUAAGAGCUCUUCUAACAGAAACUAAUAAUAGACUGGCAAUUUCAAACCAUGUAGAUCUUAGUGAAAACCAACACAAAAUGAAAAGAGAGCCUACAUCGGAUGAAGACGGCAUACACACCACAAAUUGCUUUUAUGAUGAUGCAGGUACAAGCACUGCAUCCUCACACAGACUAAAUUCAGAACAUCCUCAAGGCCAUUCAGUCUCCAGUUUGGAGCAAAAUGGCACAUCAGAGCCACCAUCCCAAAGAGACGACAAUACAAACAGUGUUAGUGCAAAAAAACAACACACCAAUCACACAAUAGCUGUCGCUUCAGGCUCAAGAGUGUUCCAGAGAAAUGACAGAAAACAUUACUCCUGCUUGCUCUGUGGUCGCACGUUCAGACACGCGGGUGACUACAAGAAACACAACAGGGUGCACACGGGGGAGAAGCCGUACUGCUGCUCGGUGUGCGGGAAACGCUUUAGUCAGUCCGGCUACCUGACCGUGCAUCAGCGCUUCCACACAGGAGAGAAGCCAUUCGCCUGCACUCACUGUGACAAAAGCUUUAGUCACUCUAGUAACCUGAAGAAACACCAGCAAACUCAUCUGUGAGGCUGCUAUUGCCAGACUUUCUUCAAACAUAUAUUAUAAUUUAGAGCUGGACAAUAAAAAGGCUGCGUCUCUGUUAGGUAUAGAAAAUGAUAGAACAUGCACAUGCUUGAUUCCCAAAGUGUGAAGGUAUGGUCUGUGGUGAUAUAAUAAGCAGAUUUCAAUCUGACUGUCUUUAGAAAGUGUGUUAAAUAGAAAUAUGUGUUUGCCUCCUUUACAAAGACAACUAUCUUAUUGUUGUACAAUAGGGCCUAUAUGUCAACUUUGAAGUAUCAAACACACUUUCUUAUUUCCUACAAUUCCUGCCAUGCUGCUGUUUGUCUCAUUUCCAAAUCAAAUGCAAGUAUGGUUCUUCUUGGUGAAGUGUUGUGUAUUGCCAACACAAUUACUUGAAAAAUCUGAAUCCCUCAAGUAAAACCAAACAUUGUUAACCUAAAAACUAGAUUUAGCAUGCUAGCAAGCUACUGAUGUUUAUUGUUUACAGUCAUAUUACUGUAAUGUAAUGUACAGUUUAGUUUGCUCUACUUCAACAUGUUGUUCUCAGGUUUUGUUGUGACUGUAGGAGUGCUUUUUUAAAUGUUUAUACUUGUUUUACUGGCUGUAUGAUCGACAAUAAAGAUUUUUAUCUGA
Trematomus bernacchii (emerald rockcod) is the source of this 1742-nucleotide messenger RNA. Its product is annotated as zinc finger protein 271-like. The record is from RefSeq and is a predicted model, not a curated record. The transcript is spliced from 2 exons. Gene Ontology annotation, molecular function: RNA polymerase II cis-regulatory region sequence-specific DNA binding; DNA-binding transcription factor activity, RNA polymerase II-specific. Gene Ontology annotation, biological process: regulation of transcription by RNA polymerase II. NCBI's taxonomy places the organism in Eukaryota, Metazoa, Chordata, Actinopteri, Perciformes, Nototheniidae. Bases 105 to 1115 code for a protein of 336 amino acids.